Messenger RNA from Prunus avium (sweet cherry), 999 nucleotides. The record is from RefSeq and is a predicted model, not a curated record. NCBI's taxonomy places the organism in Eukaryota, Viridiplantae, Streptophyta, Magnoliopsida, Rosales, Rosaceae.
AUGGAGCCAGAUACGGUUGACACUUUUGAUCAGUUGAAGCAAACCUUCCUCAACCAUUUUAUGAUUCAGAUCGAUCGCCUGUACUCCGCCGACGACCUCUAUACCGUUCGGCAGCAGGACGAUGAGCCCCUGCGAGAAUAUGCGGCUAGGUUCAGCCAUGAGUACUCUCGAUGUCCAGAAACUGACGAUAGGGCAGCCUUCGGUGCCUUCAAAAGCGACCUUCGGUCGUCUCAGUUUCGUUAUCUGGUUCACAGCAGCAACUGGACCACUUACUCCAAACUGAUGAAGCAGGCAGCUAUCCAUGCCAAGGCCGAACAUUUCAACUCCAAAGGGCCGGCUUCGGCUCUACCAACCAAAACGGACACCAACAAAAAGGGCAAGGACUCCGGUAGGCGAGGCGACUUCGACGAGCCGAAGAGGAAUCGGCCAGAGGAAAUCUUCACUUUGCUCAACACUACUUAUGAGCAUGUUCUCCUGACCGAAGGGGACAUAAUACCGAAGCCGAACAACCGGAAGCUUCCUCGGCAGAGCGAGAAGGACACCGGUGUGUUCUGCCGAUACCAUCAAUACAAUGGCCACGACACAGAAUCGUGUAUUGCCCUUCGGAAAAUUGUGGAGCGCCUCAUCAACGAAGGAAGGCUGGAUCAGUAUUUGAGCACUAAACCAACCUCGGAUAAACCACCGAAUCGGCAGAUCAAUAUGAUUAGUGGAGGGACACCCAUCGCCGAAACUAGCAACCGAUCUGUCAAAGAUUAUGUGCGUGCCGUUCAGUACCCCCAGAUCCUCAGCGUAGAUCAAGGCCGCAACAACAAAGUCCAGCGAAUCGGCUGGGAGCCUAUUACCUUUUCCGAAGAAGAAGAGCGAGGCAUCAUCUUCCCCCACUCUGAUCCCAUGAUCAUCCGAGUCGACAUUUCCGAUUUCGACGUAGGCCGAAUCCUCAUCGACACCGGCAGUUCGGUCAAUGUCUUAUUCGCCGACGCUUCCAAUGCCUCGGCAUAG